This is a messenger RNA of Vollenhovia emeryi, 2596 nucleotides long. It is a transcript of the gene waw, whose product is annotated as translation factor GUF1 homolog, mitochondrial. The record is from RefSeq and is a predicted model, not a curated record. Gene Ontology annotation, biological process: positive regulation of translation. NCBI's taxonomy places the organism in Eukaryota, Metazoa, Arthropoda, Insecta, Hymenoptera, Formicidae. Gene Ontology annotation, molecular function: GTP binding; mitochondrial ribosome binding; GTPase activity. Gene Ontology annotation, cellular component: mitochondrion. The transcript has 9 exons. The coding region runs from base 546 to 2492 and encodes 648 amino acids.
GUGGCCACGGUCUUCGGGCCAUCGCGCAUAAAAUUGCAUAGCUUCAUAUGCACAGCAUAAAAGCAUACCAUAAUCCUGGUGUUACUUUAUGCAUAAAAGCAAAUAAGAUUUAAUUACGAGCGCAAAAGCAAUACAGGGUGAAUUUUAUUUCGUGUCCCAGUCUUUUACCGCCAAAGAUGGAUUAUCGACUGUAACUGCAGCCAACUCUGGAGAAAAUUGCGUUAUAUGAUAUAUGUUUCAGUCAUGUAAUAUCUAAUUCUAAAUCUCAAGAUACAUUAUUUAAAGUACAAGGAGCCCUGCAGUGAGAUCAGUCAUCGCGAGAGAGGAAUUGGAAAAAGUUUGCAGCGACAUUUAGAUUUCAACGACGAAUUGGGAGGACAGUAGGAAAGACUAGCCCACGCCGCGAAAUGACCAGCCUUUACGAUUCGUUUGUAAUCACGAGACACGGUAGUGUCUCGCGCAAGGUAUAAGGGCAGCUAGAACCGCGUACAGUGACCAAGAGCUGUCACAGUCGUCUCGUCUCGCUUUAUAUAACACGCAUAAAAAUGCGUAAUGCUAUGUUGAAUUCACUGUGCACCAGGAUUAUCCGUGCCGUCCGCAGCGCAAAACUCAAACCUCAAAGAAAGUGGACGUGUUCGUCGAGCAGACGUUUCUCCAGCCAGGCGACCGCUGACGUAGAGUACAAUGUGCCAGUCGAGUUUAUCCGCAACUUCAGUAUAGUCGCGCACGUCGACCAUGGUAAGAGCACGCUGGCAGACAGACUGCUGGAACUGACGGGGGCUAUAAAGGUAAACUCCGGCAAGCAGAUCCUGGACAGUCUGCAAGUGGAAAAGGAACGUGGUAUCACUGUGAAGGCGCAAACGGCCUCGCUGUUCUAUUCGUACCGGGGCAAGAGGUACCUCCUGAAUCUCAUCGACACGCCGGGCCACGUGGACUUUUCAGCGGAGGUCCAUCGGUCGCUGGCCCCCUGUCAGGGGGUCAUACUGCUGGUCGACGCCAACGACGGCGUCCAGGCGCAAACGGUGGCCAACUACUAUCUGGCGCGAGAGAAGAAUCUCGCGAUAAUACCGGUGAUCAACAAAGUGGACCUGAAGAACGCCAAUCCCGAGAGGGUGAAGGAACAGUUGCAAACGUUGCUCGACGUGGAGCAUGUGGACGUUAUUAAAAUAUCCGCCAAGCUGGGCACCGACAUCGACCAAGUUCUGGAUGCCGUGGUCGAGAGAAUUCCACCGCCUACGGUGGCCAGGGACGAGCCUUUCCGUGCACUGAUAUUCGACAGCUGGUACGACAAGCACAAAGGGGCGAUCUCUUUGAUUUACGUGAAAGACGGAGCGUUGUCGGUCGGCAAACAAAUCAGCUCCGCAUAUAUGAAAAAGUCGUACGAGGUGCGGAGUAUCUUCCUUCUCAGGCCGCAUGCGGAAAAUGUGAAGACAAUAUUUGCUGGACAAGUAGGCGCCAUUUCGUGCAAUAUGAAAUCCAAAGAGGCACACAUUGGCGAUACCUUGCAUCUACGGAAUCAGCCUGUCGAGUCUUUGGAGGGAUUCAAGCCACCGAAGCCAAUGGUGUUCGCGGGUGUAUAUCCGAUGGAUCAGUCGCAGUUUGCCUCUCUACAAGCAGCUAUCGACAGGCUUACUUUGAACGACAGCGCUGUAACUGCUACUUUAGAGUCGAGCGUCGCGCUUGGAAGGGGAUGGCGAAUUGGUUUUCUAGGCUUGUUACACAUGGAGGUCUUUAUUCAGCGUCUCGAGCAGGAAUACGGGGCGCAGCCGAUAGUUACGGCGCCCGCGGUGACGUACAAGGCGAAGAUUUUUGGCAGUAAAAAUAUAACGAAGUACCAGGGCGACACGGUGACCUUUAAUAAUCCAGCGCAGUUUCCAGACCCUCAGAUUGUUAGCGAGUUUUACGAGCCUAUGAUUGUAGCGACUGUCAUUACGCCAGAUACGUACGCGGCAGAAAUUAUGUCCCUUUGUCGGGAAAAGCGAGGAGUGGAAAAGUCGAACAAGGCCAUUGGCAACGACAGGUUCAUGUUGCAGUACGUGAUGCCGUUGAGCGAGGUGAUUUUCGACUUUCACGACUCCUUAAAGAGCAUAAGUUCCGGUUAUGCUAGUUUCGAUUACGAAGAUUCUGAUUAUGAAUUGUCUAACAUAGUAAAGUUGAACAUUCUAUUAAAUGGACUAAUGGUGGAAGAAUUGUGCACGAUUGUACACAAGUCGAAAGCAUACGAGGUAGGCAAGAAGAUGUGCGUCAAGCUUCUCGACACCAUUCCUCGACAGCUUUUUGAAAUAGCGAUCCAAGCGACGGUGGGAAGUAAAGUGAUCGCGAGAGAAACUUUGAAGCCUUACAAAAAGGAUGUAACGGCAAAAUUAUACGGCGGUGAUGUCACUAGACGGAAAAAGUUGCUGGCACAGCAAACGGAAGGGAAGAAGAGAAUGAGGAUGAUAGGAAAGAUUACCCUACCGCGGGACACUUUUAUAAGUGUACUAAAAAGAUAACAAUUUUGUAUUUAAUAAAUAUAUUGUCGCGACAAAAUGAUAAUGUACGAACGUGUGUGAAACAGGUUUUGUGUAAAAUAUCUUGUCGCUAUUAAUCUGUACAA